GUUCGAUUUGAACUUUGAUUCGCAUCAUGUUUUUGGAUGUGAAUGAAGUUUUUGAAGGUUUUAAUUAGUUUCCUUCAAAGAUCAAUGGAUUACCCCUAUAAACUUUUAAAUAUUUGAUUUUUCUUCUCUUACUCGUUCUGAAAAGUAACUGUUCUUUCAAUUGUGUCAUCUUUGUCACCAAGUUUUGACAUGUAUAUUUUUUUCUUAUCGAUCCCACGCGUUUCUUGCCCCUAAAGAUGUUUUAAAAGCUGCAAUGGGACUCAUAAGUACAUGAAUCUUUUAAUUUUUUAAUAAGGAAACGAAUGAUGAAAAGCAAAUUUAAUUUCAUCCAAGUUUAGUUGUAGUAUUAGCCAUAAUGGAAUGGACAAGUAUCUCUGCAUUGGAAGCACGAAUCGAGUUUGACGAAAGCGCCAACAAUGGAUUGGUAUUGACAAACAAAUACUUGCCUGAGGAGUUACUAAGUGAGAUCUUGUUCCGCGUUGAUCUAAAGGCUAUGUUGAACUGCCAGCUGGUAUGCAAGCGUUGGUACUCAAUACUGCAUACUUACGUCUGGCGGAAGAAAGCAGAGGCUAUUCUGGGACAGCGUUUGCACUUCGAUGGAGAAUUUUCUUGGUUGUUGUACUACGUAAUAUGCAAUAACAAUUCUAUAGGGAAAAAUUUACUGAAAAAUCACUCUGGUAGAAGUGGAACGAACAAAUUUUGGAGGAUACUGAGUAAUGGCGGACAUCGGUGGAAAGUCGAAUGCCCUCCAGCUGGUGCCCCAAAGCUACCAAGUUCAGAGCCAGUCUUUGAGAAUGAACAGUUUUGUUUUGUUACUUCCUUCGGACACUGCAACAAAGAACAAACUGUUGAUUUAGUUUCCGAGGGAUUCCCACCCCGAUUUUUGGACCAAUUUCAGCCACCAAUCGUGAUAAGCGAGUGGUACAGUUCCAGAUGGGAUUGUCCAGCCGCAUACAAAUGUUCCGCUGUAUUGAAAACCGAAUGUGAUCUAGUCUUGAAAACUUUCCAUUUCGAAAAUAUUCUUGACGGCGAAACGCAGAAUACCUGGUUUCAAGUCCAACACGAAUUCACUAACUAUGGACCUGGAGUGAGAAAAGUGACCUUUACUCAUGGAGGUAUCGACCAAAAAUUUUGGGCUGGACAUUACGGUAGCAAAAUGGCUGGAGCAUGCAUCAAAGUAAAUCUGCCGAAGCAGAUGCCUACAGAGUCAGAAGAGGUAACUUAUAUGGUUGUAGAUUGAUAAUAACAGAGUUGGUUACAUCCAAUCAUUCUACAGACUGUGUUAACAUAAUUAAUUAUAUUAUAGCUUUUACUUUAUUAUUGUUAUUAAUAUUAUUAGUAUUAUUAUUAUUAUAUAAUUAAUUGUGGGUACACAUAUAUCAGGUGAUUCUUUUUCAAGAUGGUCAAAAGUUUCGGAUAUUAAGUACAGGUCAAUUUCCUGUUCAUUUGACUUCUUUUAUACAAGCUCAACUAUAGAAACUUUGAAUUAUUAUUAUAUGGUAAAAAACAUAUAACUGUAACAAAACAACAUCAGGGAACAUCAACAAACCGUUGAUAAUUGUACGCUUAUGAAAAUAGUCUAAAUCCGAUCUCAGCAAAAAAUUAUUGCGACAUUUCGUUGAGCUAGGCUCAAAGAAAUAUUUUACGAAAUAAACGUUUCUCUUUUCACAUUAGAUUGUGGAUCUCUUGUUUUUGUCGAUAUUUUUUUGAUUAUCUAGAUGAUAGUUACGAUGAUCUUAUCUUUUAUCGAGAAAGAUACAUGGCAAAUUAUGUUUCGUUUUAUAUAGAUGAUUUUAUAUGUACAUGAAUAAUCUUAUCUUGAUCUAGGUAAUAAGACUCAUUAUCUUGUACAAUACUGCAUAUUAUAGAUACUUGUAUUGAUAAUAUAUUUUAUUACAACACA
Molecule: messenger RNA, 1903 nt
Organism: Neodiprion fabricii
Lineage: Eukaryota; Metazoa; Arthropoda; Insecta; Hymenoptera; Diprionidae
Product: F-box only protein 6-like
Exons: 4
Coding region: 356-1240 (294 amino acids)
Biological process (GO): glycoprotein catabolic process; SCF-dependent proteasomal ubiquitin-dependent protein catabolic process
Cellular component (GO): SCF ubiquitin ligase complex; cytoplasm
Molecular function (GO): protein binding; ubiquitin protein ligase activity
Source: RefSeq, a predicted model, not a curated record